This is a messenger RNA of Vicia faba (fava bean), 1347 nucleotides long. Lineage: Eukaryota; Viridiplantae; Streptophyta; Magnoliopsida; Fabales; Fabaceae. The record is from the annotation of a GenBank genome assembly.
AUGAUGAGGUUGCAGACAUAUGCAGGUCUUAGUUUAAUUGGCACUUUGGCUGUAACCUAUCAUGCAUUUAACAGUAGAGGUCAAUUUUAUCCGGCAAUGGUUUAUCUGGCAACUUCCAAGAUCAGUUUGGUGCUUCUUCUCAACAUGGCUCUAGUUAUCAUGUGUAGUAUGUGGCAGUUAACUAAGAAGGUGUUUCUCGGCUCUCUUCGAGAAGCCGAGGUCGAGAGGCUUAACGAGCAAGCGUGGAGGGAGGUUAUGGAAAUUCUCUUUGCGAUUACUAUCUUUAGGCAGGACUUUUCUAUUACUUUCCUUGCUAUGGUUACAAUGCUCUUGUUGAUUAAGGCUUUGCAUUGGUUGGCUCAGAAGAGACUAGAAUCGGUCAAGCAUUUACUUGCAACACACCAGGCAUCCGUUUCGCUCUUCUUUUCUUUUGAGUACAUGAUACUAGCAACAACAACGGUGGCAAUUUUUGUAAAAUAUAUUUUCUAUGUCAGUGAUAUGCUUAUGGAGGGACAAUGGGAAAAGAAACCAGUUUUCACAUUUUACUUGGAUCUUGUUAAGGACUUGCUUCACUUGUCUAUGUAUAUGUGCUUCUUUCUGGCAAUUUUCAUAAACUACGGUGUUCCUUUGCACUUAAUAAGGGAGCUGUACGAGACAUUUAGGAACUUCAAAAUCCGUGUUGCAGAUUACUUACGUUAUCGUAAGAUCACUUCUAACAUGAAUGACCGGUUUCCAGAUGCUACCCCUGAAGAGCUUAUUGCAAGUGAUGCAACCUGCAUCAUCUGUCGCGAAGAGAUGGUUACUGCAAAGAAACUUAUAUGUGGUCAUCUUUUUCAUGUUCACUGCCUCCGAUCAUGGCUGGAGAGGCAGCAUACUUGCCCUACCUGCAGAGCACUGGUUGUCCCAACGGAAAAUGGUAGUACUGCUGCUGGUGGGCAGCAAAGGUCACAGUCAGAUGCUCAUCUGCACGGGGCAGGCACUGGAAGCUCAGCUCAAAAUGAGGUUGGCAAUGGGGUGGCAUGUGAUAGUUUGAGUCGGCAUCAAGCAAGACUUCAAGCUGCUGCAUCAGCUGCUUCAAUAUAUGAGAAGUCUUAUGUUUACCCUUCUCCAACUUUUGCAUGCCCCCCUGGUUACACUCUUCAUCCCAUGGUUCAAAGAUCUGUGGUUGAAUCGCCCAAUGCAGAACUUGAUGGAGAACGAGCCCAAAGGAAACUCCAGAGUGAGAAAGCAAAUGUUGACAAAAGUGUAGGCGAGGAGGGCACAUCAUUGUCUGAUAGCAAAGGCAAACAAAUUGCUGCCUCUUCAUCUGUAUCAAGUCAUGAUGAGAGUCCAGACAUCAGAGCAUAA